Molecule: messenger RNA, 1301 nt
Organism: Gallus gallus (chicken)
Lineage: Eukaryota; Metazoa; Chordata; Aves; Galliformes; Phasianidae
Gene: DMB1
Product: major histocompatibility complex, class II, DM beta 1
Exons: 4
Coding region: 43-1137 (364 amino acids)
Biological process (GO): immunoglobulin production involved in immunoglobulin-mediated immune response; immune response; positive regulation of T cell activation
Cellular component (GO): membrane; MHC class II protein complex
Molecular function (GO): MHC class II protein complex binding
Source: RefSeq, a predicted model, not a curated record
GGAGGAGAAGGAGUAGGAGGAGGUGGAGGUGGCACGGAGGGGAUGAAGGCAGCAGUGCUCCUGAUGGGGCCAAGGGGUUUCAGGGUGCUGGGGGCGAUGGGGCUGGUGCUGAGCUGCGGGACAGCAGGGUGCGGCACAGGGCUUUGGGGCACAGCCCCAGUGCUGUGCCCUCCCCAUGCCCCCAACGCAGGCGCCUUCGUGGUGCACAUGGCCAGCUCCUGCCCACUGCUGGCCAAUGGCUCCCUGGGCGGCUUCGACCUCACCGUGGCCUUCAACAAGAACCCUCUGCUGUGCUACGACCCCGACGUCCACCGCUUCUACCCCUGCGAUUGGGGGCUGCUGCACACCAUUGCCACUUUGCUCGCCGCCAUCCUAAAUGAUGAUACCACAUGGGUGCAGCGUGCAGAGGCACGCAGGCAGGCGUGCACUGAGCUGGCUGCACAGUUCUGGACACACACAGCACUGCGCAGGACACCACCCCAGGUCCGCAUCGUCCCCAUCCCCAUCUCCAACGACCCCGACACCGUCCACCUCAUCUGCCAUGUUUGGGGCUUCUACCCACCCGCAGUGACCAUCCAGUGGCUGCACAACGGCCUCGUGGUGGCCUCAGGUGACACCAAACUGCUGCCCAACGGGGACUGGACCUACAGGACACAGGUGGCCCUGAGGGCCAGCACUGCAGCAGGGAGCACCUACACAUGCUCAGUGUGGCACUCCAGCCUGGAGCAGCCGCUGCAGGAGGACUGGAGUCCCAAUUUGUCCCCGGCGAUGAUGGUGAAGGUGGCAGUGGCGGCCAUGGCGCUGACGUUGGGGUUGGUGGCACUCAGCGCCGGGGUUUUCAGCUUCUGUCAGCGGCCACGGGGUGAGGGAUGGGGAUGUGGUGCUGGGGACAUGUGUGACACCGAGGGUCUGGUGUCCAGUGUGGGGUGUACCUCCUCAUUCAUCAUCUUCUGUGUGGCAGCUCCUGGCGCUGGUCCCAGUCCCCGUCCUGAUGCGGGUUCUCACUCCAAUCCUGGUCCCCAAAAUGAUCCCGGUCCGAGUUCUGGUCCCCAUCCCAGUCCUGGACCCCAUCCCAGUCCUGGUCCCCAUUCUGGUCUUGGUCCUGGUCCUGGUUCUGCUCCUGGUCCCUAUCCCUGACUCUAGUCCCGGUCCCCAUCCCGAUGCCAGUCCCAGUCCUGGUCCCCAUCCUGGUCCUGCUCCUCGGUUUGGGGACCUCAAUGACUGGAACUCCCAUGUCCCAACAUGGGGACCCACAGUUUGGGGUGAGGGGCUCUCACCCCCCAAUAAAACCAUCUGCAGCC